Falco peregrinus (peregrine falcon) is the source of this 9397-nucleotide messenger RNA. RefSeq names its product SMAD family member 9 (gene SMAD9). The transcript is spliced from 7 exons. Gene Ontology annotation, cellular component: heteromeric SMAD protein complex. The record is from RefSeq and is a predicted model, not a curated record. Gene Ontology annotation, molecular function: I-SMAD binding; DNA-binding transcription factor activity, RNA polymerase II-specific; RNA polymerase II cis-regulatory region sequence-specific DNA binding. Gene Ontology annotation, biological process: BMP signaling pathway; transforming growth factor beta receptor signaling pathway; cell differentiation. Lineage: Eukaryota; Metazoa; Chordata; Aves; Falconiformes; Falconidae. The coding region runs from base 428 to 1858 and encodes 476 amino acids.
GGGGGGGCAGGGGCGGGCCAGCGGCGGCGGCGCUGCUGGCCGCGGUCCAGCCCGGCGCACUAAUACAGCCUGGCGGCUCCCGCCUGACUGACGCCGGCCGGGGCUGCUGCUGCCGCUGCCGCUGCGCCCUGGCCCCGCCGCCGCCGCGCAGCUGCAGCCCCGCUCCCGCCCGCGGCGCGCCGAGACCCCAGCCCGCGCCCGGUGGCAGGCUUCAUCAACAGUUUCUUGAUGUUUGGAAAGUUCUGAGACCCACCCACCCUGCUGGCCUACUUGUAACCAGUGCCUAAGACUACAAGAGCGUAUGUGUGGAAGAACCUAUCCUUGAAGGAAGCAUCCAUCUCAAUAUUGUGGCAACUCGGUGCAAGCCUUGCAAGGCAGGAGAGCAAUUCGUGCUUCCGUUGACACUUGUGUGUAAUCUCUGCUUCUUAUGCACUCCAGCACCCCUAUCAGUUCCUUGUUCUCCUUCACCAGCCCUGCAGUGAAAAGGCUGCUGGGCUGGAAACAAGGAGAUGAAGAGGAAAAGUGGGCAGAAAAAGCUGUUGAUUCCUUGGUGAAGAAGUUAAAGAAGAAAAAAGGUGCCAUGGAAGAACUGGAAAGGGCUCUGAGCUGCCCAGGUCAGCCGAGUAAAUGUGUCACGAUCCCACGCUCCUUGGAUGGGCGAUUGCAGGUGUCGCACCGCAAGGGGCUUCCCCACGUCAUAUACUGCAGAGUGUGGCGCUGGCCUGAUUUACAGUCUCACCAUGAGUUGAAACCACUGGAAUGUUGUGAGUUCCCAUUUGGUUCAAAACAGAAAGAAGUAUGCAUUAACCCCUACCAUUACCGGCGGGUGGAAACCCCAGUCCUACCUCCUGUACUCGUUCCAAGACACAGUGAAUUUAACCCUCACCUCAGCCUCCUUGCCAAGUUUCGAAACACUUCUCUGCACAGUGAGCCGCUGAUGCCGCACAAUGCCACCUAUCCUGAUUCUUUCCAGCAUCCUCCAUGCACCCCUUUCCCAUCAUCACCCAGCCACAUGUUCUCCCAGUCACCUAACAGCAUCAGCUACCCCAAUUCACCAGGAAGUUCUUCUGGACCAGGAAGUCCCUAUCAGCUCACGGUGGAAACUCCACCCCCGCCUUACCAUGCAAGAGAACCUCCAGGAACCCACAAUGGGCGAUCAAUGGAUGCAAUAGCUGAAAGUCAAUUAGUGCUGUCUUUGCCCAAUGGAGGUAAAUCUGCCGAUGGAGAAGCUGAAAACUUUCGGCCUGUUUGCUAUGAGGAACCCCAACACUGGUGCUCAGUUGCCUACUAUGAACUCAACAACCGGGUAGGGGAGACUUUCCAGGCUUCCUCUCGAAGUAUCCUUAUAGAUGGAUUUACAGAUCCCUCAAAUAACAAAAACAGGUUCUGCCUGGGACUGCUCUCAAAUGUAAACCGCAACUCUACUAUAGAAAACACCAGGAGACACAUAGGAAAAGGUGUUCAUCUUUACUAUGUUGGUGGAGAAGUUUACGCCGAAUGUGUCAGUGACAGCAGUAUUUUUGUGCAAAGCCGCAACUGUAACUACCAGCAUGGUUUCCACCCAGCCACUGUUUGCAAGAUCCCCAGUGGCUGUAGCCUCAAGAUCUUCAACAACCAGCUCUUUGCCCAGCUGCUUGCUCAGUCAGUCAAUCACGGUUUUGAAGUGGUGUAUGAGCUGACCAAGAUGUGUACUAUUCGAAUGAGCUUUGUUAAAGGCUGGGGAGCAGAGUAUCAUCGCCAAGAUGUUACAAGCACACCCUGCUGGAUUGAGAUCCACCUGCAUGGACCAUUGCAAUGGCUGGAUAAGGUGCUGACACAGAUGGGCUCACCUCAUAACCCCAUCUCCUCGGUCUCUUAAGAAUCAUCUCUAGAAUUCCCUUAGGAUGGAUGCUAUUGCAGGCAGUGGCUUAUAGGAUUUCCAGUGAACAGAAGCUUCUAUAUGUAGAUGUAUGUAGAUGUAAAUAUAUCUAUACAUAGUCUACUCGCCUUUUUUUUUUUUUUUUUUUUUUUUCAUGCUACAUUUUGUGGUUUCUAGUUACUCUGAUGCCAGUACAAUAAGUUUAGAAAUUCAGGUAUAGCAUAUCUGUUCUCUAGUACAAAAUAAGCCAAAUUCCUGCAAAAGUGUCAAACAUGUCCUGUGAGCAUCUUCAUUCCCCAGCCGAGCCAGUAAACGGUGUGAAUUCUUAGCACUUUCAUGCAGAUUCAGAAACCUGGCUGUAGCUGUUCCUAGUAGGUGAAAUUCACCCCUCUGCAGGCAACCAAAGUCAGAUCUCUACACCAUUUAUAUCCGUUUUACAUCCUAAUUUCAGGUCUAAAAGAGGACCUUAGGUGGUGCACAGGACUUAUGCAUAGAGAUGACUUUUAUCCAGUGAACUGAAGGACUAAACUGCAAUUCCAGUCUGUCUCCCUACUGCAAAGCACGAUGGGACAACAGGUCCUCUGAGGAGCUGAGGCACCCCUGUCUCCCGUAGGAUUUAGUAGGAGGAGAGAUCCCCUUGGGAUACGUUCAGCACUGGAGCCUUAUCAGAGCAUUCUGGACACAUCCAAAUAGUCUGAUACUGUUAACACAGUAGUGUACGGUACUGCUACACUGAAAAGCAACAAGCUCCUGAGAAAAAGGGAAAAAAUAGAAUUUGAAAUAUAUACCUGUAAGUUUAAAAACUAAUUAACUUCCAGUGCUUUUUUGCAAAAUACAUACAUACUUGCAUAUGUAUCCGGCAUGUAAACUGAAUCCUAUCCAAUAUACAGUAUUGAUGUAGUUUGUUUUAAAGUUAGAACUGUCUGUAGUUAGACUACUGUGCUAAUAUCAAGGGUACGUCUAAAAGGGACUUAACUGUGAUCCAGAAAAGGGAAAUGAAGUGUGCAUUGAAGAACCAAAUAGUGACUUCAUCAUUUGUGUUGGGAUAGUCUCUGUACUGGGAGCAGGAAGCCCCAUGCUCACAGGAUGCCAUGAGAAGGAGGUAGGAGUCAGCCACGUCCACCCGCUGUGCUGAGGCAGUGCUUAGGAUCCCACUGCAAAGCUCAGGUUUGACAGAGGGGGCUUCCCUGCCAGUCACUUUGGACAUCCCCAUGCACGGUUUCUCACCUUAGACACAGGCUUCAUCAUUUGCAGUGUUUUUGCCUCGCCUGUAGAGGAUGGCAAGGCAAUGUAAGCCACAAACAAUCAAAGAGUGAAUCUGCGUGCAGAACAUACUUUACAAGCUCCUUGUCUGUGGUCCUUCUGUAAGCAGGGAAACCUAUUGUCCACACUCUCAUCCACAGAGCCAGCCUUACAAAAUGCUGUUCACUUGGAAACCUUUCCUGAGGAGGCAGGUGAAACUCUUAUCACGCUUCGAUGAUCCCCAUUACCUUGCGGAAAGGGUAGAGGACUAUUUCUUUCCAGGCAUAACAGUCCACUGAAAAUUGUUUUGCUUUAAGGGUCAGAGAGAGUUGUAACUUCUCCAAUCUCAUUCCUCCUUAGAACACACCAGAAAUACCCUGACAAGAAAAAAAAAACAAACCAAUUUUACAGAAUGUCUCUUUUCUUCUCACACAGUAUCUGGUGCUACACAUUUUACUGCAUAAUUAGAAGAGGAUGCCUGAGAUCUUGAGCUACAUCACAUAUGCAAAGGAAAUUACAUUCACUUCAAGACUUUCGUGUGUUUUAGAUGCUAGGUAAUACCUGUUACAGGGUGGUAAUUAUGAACAGAGCAGAAGAAUCAGUAAACUAGCAGGCUUACUUCAUUCAUGCGUCUUCAGCUGCCUGCAGAAUUUGUAGGGCACAGAAGGAUAAACUAUCCAGUUUGAGCAGUAAUAGCAAGUUGUAUAGGAAAUCUGAAAAUGUGAAGAACCCUAUUCUGUCACCAUCUGACGUCAGCAGUGUCCCUGUAGGACAGGAAAAGCUUUACAGUCUCCUGCAGCAAUGAAAUCCAAUAAUGAUGUUACACAGAAAUUCCAGGCGUGCCAUUUACUGUUCAGCAGACUUGAGAGAGAUCAGUUUGGAAAAAGAUGUUUCCCUCAGCUCCCUCUGUCAUCAGUGUCACUGUACUGAGCAUAUACUUCAUGUUUAUUGCAUCCUUUCUUCAGUAAUUUCUCUGUGCUUUUUCAUGACACUCAUCCCUUUGCUUUCUCAGCAGCUAAGGACGGAGAAAAUCACUUCUCCUGUCCAGGGUCUAGCUCUGUACUUUAUCCUAUAUUCUUCCUUGUCUUUUAGGCUGAAACCUCUUUCCUCCUAAUAUAUAGAGAAGCGUAGGGAUUACUUUUAGACAUUCCCAGCACUGUCAUCUUCCUCACAGAGAGCAAAGCGGAGGUGUUCUGAGGUGCAUCUGCUCUUGGGCAGCUCCAGAACCCAGUUUCCCACCAAUGCUGUAGAGGAAAAUUGGAUGGCCAGUGAAGAGAAGCAGGUUCUUCUGGGGCAUCGUUCGUUUCAUCAUAAGGCAGGUAUUUCAAGUGAAAUAUGCUGCGCUCUGAGCAUGCUUAUGUCUUCCCAUUGAGUAUAAGGGGAACUCAGGGUCACCAGCUCAAAUGUGGACUGCUGCAUCAGACAUAUCCAAAAUUAGAUGAGGUGGGCCCCAGGGAAGAUGUGGUGGUUUUCUCAGCCUAGUAAUGAUGCUUGGUCAGUGAGUGUCUGUGUUGUUUAAAUGGAAGUUGGUAAAAAAGAGCAGUUUUUCCUUUCCUGUAUGUCUACUUUUACAGUAAUUCUCAUACAAAUAGGAUUUAGCUUCAGUGCAGUCCACGCAUCUCAUUAAAGGUAGUCACCUUAAUAUUCCCAUACUAGUAAGUGAAGAGGCAUUUCUGGAGCAUGGUUCUUCUGACCUGUUUAAAAUGUCUGUAUUAGGAUGAGAUGAAUUUCAGCAAAUUUAAAUAUUUGCUGGAAUUUGGAUCAAAGUGCCUGAUUCUGGGCAAUCAAAGCCAAGCGCCAGCUCAGAGUUAGCCUUUGGGAAGGUCGGUAUCACAGUGUGAACUUACUUCCAAUUUUGGUGGCCUCCAGGAACUUAGUGCACUGUAUGAAGUGCUGUGCAAAGCCCAAGAGAAGGGAGAGCUCACAUCCCAAGGGAGAAGUGGUAACAACGAAUGAGGCAAACAAGUAAAUUGGAAGAUGACCCCUGCCCAGAUGCAGUGAUAAAAAGUAAGGCUAACAAACCAUUUAUUUCCCUUUCUUUUUGAACAAAGUCUCUCUUGCAGGCUUCUCUAGUACAUGUGGAUUAAAUUUGGCUAAAAAUCCAGGUUUCUCGUAAAUUACAGCAAUGUAACACUGUAUCUUACUCUACUAUCUCUCCCUUUUGGGAGGAGCUGUUUUCUGCUGAAAGGUCUUCAUGAGCCUAUCAACCUGUAGUCAAUUUAAAGCCUUUAAAUGUACUCAUUAAUACUCAAGCAUUGGAGAUAGUCUUCCUGAGACAUUUAAAAUUACUUAGAGGGAGACUACCUAGUUGAAGGCAGAUUUUUUUCAAUUAUUUUUGAGCCAUGAACAGUUCAAACCCUCUUGAAAGUUUCUGCAGAGACGUACCAUGCAUCAGUAGGCAGCAGUGGGAGUUUGGUCAGGCAGGGGCAUAAAGCACAUUCAUCAUGGUACGUAAGACCCUUGUUUUCCUACUAAGUGAUCAAGAGGACUGCUUAAUUGCUGCCAGUUCUUCAGCAGCGCCAGUAUUAAUGUGCCAUUUGCAUCCAGAGGUGAUGGAGGCAAAUCUAGCACCCUGACUGCACAGAGCCAUUCAGUGGCACUGCUGCUCUGACAGCUUGGUCCCCUGACCUCACACUGUAACAGCUGAUCAGGUGCGGUAUAGAAGUGGCUGUAGCAUUCAGAAGCACAGCGCGGGCUUUGCCUCCCCAUCAGAGGCUACACCACAAGCGUCUUUACUCCUUGUGAGAAUUUCAUGGUGUGCUGUGGUCAGGCUGAAGGAUAACAUAUCAGCAACACAAAGGGGGAACUGUGGGCUCAGGUAACAGCUGGAGUCGAAGAAAUUCUUUCUGUGUCUCCAGCAGGUACCGUGUCAAGAAUUUCACCGCCCUGAGCAGCCUUCUGUGACUGGUCCCUGCCUUGAGCAGGGCAUCAGAAUUGAUGCCCUAUGGACAUCCCUUCCAAUAUACAUUAUUCUGUGGGUCUGUGCUGGGAUUCAGACAACUGGUUGCCACAGGCAGGAGCUCUCUGUUAAUAGAGACAGUUACAGGCUGAAGCACAUUUAUCCUCAUCUAUUUCUGCAUGCAUUCAAUGCAGGACAGAGUUACAAGGUAUUAACGUUCCCUCAGCAUAAAAUCAACACUGCAAACAUUUCUCACUGUAAACAUCAUCUCCACGACACAACUUUUAAAACGGAGAAAAUCAGGCAUUUGUGACUGUGACUACUUGAUCUGCUUUUCUUGGCUUAAAAUACUCAGCUGUAAGCUUUAUGAAUUAGAAAGUCUCACCAGUGACUGAGAGUUACACAAACAGCUGUAUUUACAGAGGCAGCUCAGGCAGGGACUGACUGCUUCUUGGCUGGCUGGAAACGAUUUAUAAAGAAGCUUGAUCAAGUUUAGUAACUUUGGAGAGAUCUCAAGUAUAAGGCCAAUUUUAUUGGCUCAUUAGAGACAUCUCUGGUGCAGCUAUAGCUUUCAGGAAUACCUGAGCACUACAUAGUGCUCAGCACAGGAAAGAAACAUGACAUCCUCUGUACUACUCACCUCUCCCCCCAGCUCUUCAUAACCUAACUUAGUAAAACCAAAACCAAACACAAUAAAGAAAGAUUAUAAUGAGUCUAGGGUAGAGUAAUUAAAUACCAUUUUUCAAAGUUGAGAAGUACUGCCCAGAAUUUAUAUUUAUAUCAUCAGGAAUGUGUUGAAUGUAACAUGUCCCAUGUGCUCUCCAAGCCAGAGGUGAGAGCUGCUUGCUCUGGAGAAGCCCAGCGAGCUGGUUGUUACUUGAACAUCUGAACCCAAGCCCUACUGGGUGAGUGCAAACCCCACUGAAGUUGAGAAGAUUUUUAUAGAGGACUUACAGUUCAUGGUUGGUUUCAGUAGCCAGAGAUGCUGAGAGGAUGAAAUAACUGGGGAGAAGGGAGCGUAUGACCAGAUAUGCUCAGUGGUCAUCACUGGAGGUAUCAAGGCAGUACACGCUUGGGCAGCCAUUGUGUUCACUAGAGCUUUUUACAUUUAUAUCUAAACUAAUCAAGACCCGUUUUAGGAGCUGCUUGGAGUACCACAGUCCUCAGUCUGGUGCUUCCCACACACAGCCUGGCUGAGUGUGCCAGCCUCCUGAUUAAGCCAUUAGAUAUGUUGGGGCAAACUGGUGGCCCACAUGGUGCAGGGAUUAGGCUCUGGUUGCAGUUGGGAUCGCCUUGUGCCUCGCAGCAGGACUAAGAAGGAGUUCAGCUUUGGGGCAACUGUUCAAGGACACUGAGCACAUCCAGUGUGUGCUCCUCAGAGAGAACUGCACUCUGAACAGAAACUGCACGACUGAAAGACACGGAUUAUACAGAGCGUCUACCUGGGAACUGCAAUAAAGCAGCCCACUUCAUGCAUAGGUGGGAAAUUGCAGUGCCUAAAGGAAGAUGGAAUCAGCAGGAGCCUUCACAGGGACCCCCUGUGUUAUAAAUCACAUUUAUAACAGGAACUAAGAAUGGACAAGUGUGCUUCCCUGAGAGCGACUAUGGUCAGGUCACUGUCAAGAAAGAGCCUGGCAGAGCUGGUCCCAUCUUGCAGUGGGGAGAGAGAUUAUAUGAGACUUUAGAUCUGUGAAUAAAAAGCUUCUCAACCUGGAGGAUUCAUUGUAGUCACUGAAACAGGACUUCUUCCUAAUGACAGCUCUGGGACUACCUUUCUGCAAGGUACCGAAAGCCUGAGUGGGCAUUUGGUCUUUGUUCAGUAGAGAGGAACCGCUUUGUGUCUCCAGUGCAGACAGACACUUCUGCAUGUUGUGCACCAGCACAAAACACAGCCUUUGGUUUGUACCGAUCAUCUAUUUAUAGGGAGCUCCAGAAUGAUCAGGAGCAGCCAGAAUCCUGUCACCUCUUCACCCCUGGGCUUUCCAAACAGCUUGCCCAGGCGUGCCUUACAUUAUAUUGCCAUACUGAUGCCAUACUUCCCUGCCAGGGAGGUAGGGCAUAUGGGAGUCCUGUCAAGGGGACACCUCCACUUGCACCUGGGCCAUGCUUGCAAACUUGGUGCCUGUACAAAUGAUGAAUCUCAUUUGCAGGCCAUGUCUUAUGGAAGGUAGGCAUAACCACUACACCCUCCGGAGUCAGCUACUCUUCCAUUAUAGCCAAUGUGAGCAUUUGCAGCUAAUUGUGAACAAUUUUUAGAUCUUCAGUCAUAGUGUUUUUAUUAUCCAUGGAUGCUGCUAUCUUAUAUUCUGUGUUAGUAUUCAAAUAAUAUUGCAUAUGAAUAGCAUAGGAAGAAAUAGACCAACCAGUUAAUAAUUUUAAAUACAGACCUCAUCAGCAAAGAAAAGCUAGAAAAAAACCUGGUAAAGUCUGACCCCUUGCACUUUCACAGUAGUGAGCACAUCAUGUUUCAAAGUGGUUUUUUGAUGCUAAAGUGUGUGUUAAAUCUUAUUCACAGUUAUGUCCAUGAGAUGCUUUGCAAACGAGAGCAAGGGAACAAACAUAAUAAUGAGCAGAGAUAAUGCACAUUCAGACAAAUUUUCUUCACUUACUCAAGCAAUUGGAGUUUUUAUUUAUAAUACUCAUUAAAUGUACCGCAGCAUACUUUCUGCAGAUAAGUCAGUGUCAGCAAUUUAAACCCUCAUUUCAAUAUUGCCUUUGCAAUAUAAAUGGGGCUGAGAAGUGAGACAAGAAGGUGAAGAAACAAGCCUUUUUGUGUGGAUCAAUGAAGCCAUAAGGUUGCAUACUUCUAUGCAGUCAAGGGGCCAAAAUGGUGGAUUCAAGCAAAGUGUGGGGUUACGUAUGAGCUAUUGGUCUGGUGCAGAAAAGCACCAUGAAUCUACAUAGAUUUAAGAGUGUUGCUUCUGUCUAUGAACAAUUCUGACCUCUCUCCUCCACCAGAAUCAAAGCAAAAUGUCAGCACUAUCCAAAAGGAAGUAUUAUUCACAGGUAGUGAUACUCGGUAAACCAGCGUAGAUCGCUGUAUAGAGAACACUCCCUGGACUCUUUGCCUCUUGAGAAUGAAAAAAACUCCUACAUGCUUAGUUUCAGGAGCCUGAGAGAUCAGGGCAGCGCAGAGUCCUCUGAUCAGCCCCAGAGUACUCUGUCCCAUGCCCUGUCGUAUCAAGAAAGAUAACUCAACUGCUAAUGAAGUGGACAUUUUCACAAGCAUUCCUCCUGCUGCAUUUGACUUGAGGCAUUCUAAAUCUAACAUAUUUAGUCUGAUGUUUGAACAAUACACUUUUUAACACACUCCAUUUUCUUUGGCUGGAAUUAUUCUAUUGUAAAAGGGAUUAUUCAUGUCUUGUGUUUUACUGUUAAUAAAGAUAUUUCUGAUUUAA